AUGAGAAAUUCAGAAAAAGUCAUUUUAACCGCUACAAACUCAAAAAAGAACCAUAUUUUUAAGAUCACCAUUGAAGAUACUUCAAAGAUGGACAUAUUCACAUUCAAGGAUACAGAUGGGAUAGACCUAAGGAAACCUAGUGCUCGAGUGGCCAAAACUCAACUUCUUAUAGCAUUCACAUUGGGUUUAUUUGCAUUUCUUUCAUUUUGUAUCUUGAGAAACUCUUGGUCUAAAUUAUAUGUUUCAAGAAUAUCACGUCGGAAAGGUUUACCAAGAAUACCCAUAAAGUCACUGUUUGGUUGGGUACCUGUUAUAUACAAAUUAGAUGAACAAGAAGUACUUGAUCAUGCUGGGUUAGAUGCUUUUGUAUUCUUAGGAUUUUUCAAAUUAGGCAUUAAAUUAUUAUCAUUGUGUGCACUCAUAUCUAUAGUCAUUAUUUCACCUGUACGGUACCAUUAUACUGGUAGAUAUGAUCAAGGCGAUGGUGUUAAUGAUGGUGAUCAACGUUCAAAUAGUACAACAAGUCCAUUUGGUGAUAAUAAUGGUGAUAAACCAGAACCUGUUCUUCCAGGUGAUUAUAAACCAUAUUUAUGGAUGUAUGUUGGCUUCACAUACAUCUUCACAUUUUUGACUUUUUACAUGUUGAUUAAGCAAACAAAACAUGUUGUUCAAACUAGACAACGUUACUUGGGUGGGCAAAAUUCAAUCACUGAUAGAACUAUAAGGUUAUCAGGUAUCCCACCAGAAUUAAGAGAUGAAGAAAGCUUGAAAAAACAUAUUGAAGGUUUAAAUAUUGGUAAAGUAACGUCAAUCACCAUUUGUAGAGAAUGGGGUCAACUUAAUAGAUUGUUUAAACAAAGGCAACAAAUAUUGUACAGAUUAGAAGAUAAAUGGGCUGAAUAUUUGGGACCACUUUCGUUUAGUAACAAAAAGCAAAAUAUACCAGUUAGACCAAGAAUAAGAGAAUCAUUUCAACUAGAGAGGAAUACUGUUCAAAGGCCUUAUCAUGAUGCACCAAGUGAUGAUGAAAAUGAAAAUAGUGCUUCAAUCGCUAAUUCAGAUGAAGAAGAUCAAAUAGGGGAUAAUACGGUUGAUUCAAUAAUUGAUGGUGGAUCUACUGAUAGUAUUCGUGACUAUUCCGCAAGAAAUGGUGUUGUUAAUCUUAAUGCGCAACCAUAUGAUCAUAAAAGACCAAAAUUGAAGACUGGAUUUUUGGGGCUAAUUGGUAAAGAAGUUGAUGCUAUAGAUUAUUUGACAAAUCAAUUGGAAGUUUUAGAUGAGGAAAUACUUAGAGCUCGUCAAAGACAUUUUCCAGCUACACCAACUGCUUUUAUCACUAUGGAUACUGUUGCAAGUGCACAAAUGGCUGCACAGGCUGUUUUAGAUCCACAUGUUCAUUUUUUAAUUACAAGACUUGCACCAGCCCCACAUGAUAUUAUUUGGGAUAAUAUUGUUCUUUCAAGAAAGGAAAGACUUGCUAAAAACUACACAAUUACAGUUAUCAUUGGUAUCAUUUCAAUUUCAUUGAUUGUUCCAGUUGGUUAUUUAGCUACUUUAUUAAAUCCAAAGACUAUCAAAAAAUUCUGGCCAGGUUUAGGUGAACUAUUACAAAAUAAUGAAUGGGCUAAAAAUGUUGUUUCAGGUUUGUUACCAACUUAUAUUUAUACCAUUAUGAACUUUGUCAUUCCUUUUAUUUAUGUUUGGCUUUCUUCUAAACAAGGCUACAUUUCACAUGGUGAUGAAGAACUUUCAGCUGUUUCCAAGAAUUUUUUCUAUAUAUUUGUCAAUAUGUUCUUAGUCUUCACCACCGCAGGAACUGCUUCAAAUUAUUGGGGAUUUUUAAGUGAUACCACAAAAAUUGCAUAUCAGUUGGCACAAUCUUUAAAUGAGCUUUCAUUGUUCUAUGUUGAUUUGAUCAUUUUACAAGGUUUAGGAAUGUUUCCAUUCAAAUUAUUAUUAUUUGGAAGUAUCUUACGUUUCCCAUUUUUCAAAGCUGGUUGUAAAACACCAAGGGAUUAUAGAGAUUUAUAUAAACCGCCAAUUUUCAAUUUUGCAUUACAUUUACCUCAACCAAUAAUGAUUUUAAUCAUAACUAUAAUCUAUAGUGUUUUUUCAACAAAGAUUUUGGUAUCAGGUUUAAUUUAUUUCGUCAUUGGAUUUUAUGUUUAUAAAUAUCAAUUGAUUUAUUCUGUUGUUCAUCCACCUCAUUCUACAGGUAAAGUUUGGCCAUUGGUAUUCAGAAGAAUUGUUGUUGGUUUACUAUUGUUCCAAUUGACAAUGGCUGGUACGUUAGCUGCAUUUCAAGAAGGAUACCUGUUAGCAACUGCACUAACUCCAUUACCUUUACUUACUAUGAGUUUCAUGUGGAAUUUCCAAAAGAAUUAUUUACCUUUAUCUUUCUUUAUUGCUUUAAGAGCUAUUGAAGAGGAUCCUGAUAAUACAGAUUUAGAAGCUACAGUUGGUGAUGGGAUCUAUACACCACAAAUACCUAUUUCACCAGUCAAAUCGAAGACAUUGGAUGAAACAAGAGAACAAGAUCAAACAUAUGAAUACCCAUUUUUGGUACAACCACUUGAUGGUCCAUGGAUCUCAAUUGAAGGUGAUAGUGUUGUUGUUGCAAAUACAGAAGGGACUAUUCGUAAACGUGUUAAUUUACUAGAGUGGGAAUGA
Molecule: messenger RNA, 2670 nt
Organism: Hansenula ciferrii
Lineage: Eukaryota; Fungi; Ascomycota; Saccharomycetes; Phaffomycetales; Wickerhamomycetaceae
Gene: CSC1
Product: Csc1p
Exons: 1
Coding region: 1-2670 (889 amino acids)
Cellular component (GO): plasma membrane
Molecular function (GO): calcium-activated cation channel activity
Source: RefSeq, a predicted model, not a curated record